AUGGCUGUUCAGAACAGGAAGAUUUUCUCUGACGAGAAAGGCAAACUGGAGGAGGCAGAGUUAUCGAACACCCUGACGGAGAUCACUGCGGAACACAACAGUGUCAUACAGACAAAUACCACCGAGAGCAAAGACAGCCACACCUCAUGCGUGGGCUCAGCAAAGGUCCGAGUGGAUACGGGUCUGACAAACAUGGGUGUGCUACAGCUCCACAAUCCCACUCACCCCAGCACGCUUCUGCAGCGGGCCAAUCAGAUGCGUCUGACCGGCACCUUGUGUGAUGUCAUCAUCACGGUGGACGGCCAGGAGUUCCCGGCGCACCGCACCAUCCUGGCGUGCACCAGCAAAAUGUUCGAGAUCUUGUUCCACCGCAGCAGCCUGCGCUACGCCCUGGACUUCCUGUCCCCCAAGACCUUCCAGCAGAUCCUGGAGUACGCCUACACCGCCUCGCUCCAGGCCACAGCCGAGGACCUGGAUGACCUGCUGUACGCCGCUGAGAUCCUGGAGAUCGAGUACCUGGAGGAGCAGUGCCUCAAGGUGCUGGAGACCAUCCAGGCGGAGCAGAGCGAGGAGGUGGCGGUGAGGAAUCACAGCUCCGGAGACCACAGUGACCAUAGCCGGGCCAGGCACUGGAGGCACAUGUUGAUGUCCAAGAAGCAUUCCAUACAGGAUGGACCCAACCGCACCACUCCCACUGCGCUACACCACCUGGCGCUGUACCACAUGACGGAGAGGAGCUCUCCUGGUCCAGAGCCCGAGGCGGCUCCUGAAUCGAGCCCCAAGAUGGACACGGAGGACGACAUGGAGAGUUCCCAGCAGCCUCAGCACCACAGCGCAGAGCUAUGCCAGGCCUCAUCCCUGGAUCCCGCCAGAAGUAUAAAAUCAGAGAACAUACAGGUGGAUGAUGCCAACGGUUGCGAGGGCAGGUCCUCCAGCACCGGGGAGGGAAGCUGCAUGUCAGACCAGCCCAGAGACGAGGGCCCGGGGACGCCCCUGAGAGGCAGCGUGAUCACCAGCGCUCGAGAGCUGCACACAGGCCCGGAAGACGGAGGACAAAUGGUGGGGAACUCUGUUGACUGUUUCCCCGGGAUCGCUGAGAAACAUCUGGCCUCCAUAUACUCUGUGCCCUCCAACCACACGGGGGAGGGGAUGCUGCCAGUGUCCGUUUCAGUGGCCCCGUCCCUGGGCGUGCCGCUGGACCCGAGGGCCUACAGCGGCCUGCUGCACCAGGGCUUGCUGCACAGGGAGCUGCUCAGCAGGCUGGGCCAGUUUGCUGCUGGGAUGAGACACGAGGGCCAGGCUCAAGGCCAGCAGUGUUGUGGCGAGUGCGGGCUUCAGCUGCACAGCAGGCAGGCCAUGGAGCAGCACAGGAGGCUGCAUAAUGAGGAGAAGGGCCACGGCUGUGAAUACUGUGGCAAACACUUCCAGGACAGCAUGCGGCUGCGGAUGCACAUGCUGUCUCAUACAGGGAUGUGCCGUAGGCGGGAAGCGUCUGCUGUAGAGAGAACACCCAGUCCUUCUGUGGCCUCUCAGGCAGACAGUCUGCUCACUGUUCAGAGACUGAUAACAGGGCACGCUCCUGCAGAGGCGCUGGUGUGUGAUCAGUGUGGAGCAACAUUCUCCUCAGAGGAUGCUCUGGAAGCCCACAGGCAAACACACACAGGGACUGACAUGGCGGUGUUCUGUCUGCUGUGUGCAAAGCGCUUCCAGACCCAGAAGGCCCUGCAGCAGCACAUGGAGGUCCAUGCAGGCAUGCACAGCUACAUCUGUAGCCACUGUGAGCGCCCCUUCCCCAGCCACACUACCCUCAAAAGACACUUGCGCUCGCACACAGGCGAUCACCCGUUUGAGUGUGAAUUCUGCGGGAGCUGCUUCAGAGACGACGGCACGCUGAGGGGCCAUAAACGCAUCCACACAGGAGAGAAGCCUUACGAGUGCAACGGCUGCGGGAAGCGGUUCAGCCUCAAGCACCAGCUAGAAACACACUACCGUGUCCAUACAGGUGAGAAGCCAUUCGAGUGUAAGCUGUGUCACCAACGGUCCAGAGACUACUCGGCUAUGAUCAAGCACCUGCGCACUCACAACGGAGCGUCUCCGUACCAGUGCACCAUCUGCCAGGACUUCUGCCCGAGCCUGGCCGCCAUGCAGAAGCACAUGAAGGGCCACAAACCGGAGGACGUGCCGGCGGACUGGAGGAUAGAAAAGACUUACUUGUAUGUCUGUUAUGUCUGAGCAGGACUUGGACCCCACGCACAGUCUGACACACACACGCACAGUCUGACACACACACGCACAGUCACUGCUGGGUGAAAACCUCGUAGCUCCAGUGUUGCUGUUUUUUUCAUGCUGAAAGAUUACAUGUUUCUCUCUGGGUUUAAAAAAAAAAAAACUAAAUCAGACUCUUUUUGGAUAAACUGAAAAACGCAUCGUGGGAAGUUGCCAUUGUGGGAGAUACAAGGUUUUUACCUCACAUCAGAGACAUGCAAGCACGAAUACAAAUGUGUGUACACAUUACACUAGGGCUGCUACUAAUGAUUAACUUCGUCAUCAAUUAGAUUAUUUUUACCACUAAGUGAUAAAUCUUCCCUUCUGAAAAUCGUCGCGGCGACCGCUUCAGAUGACCAGUUUGGUCCGACCAACAGUCCAGUCCAAAGAGAUUCAGUUUAUAAUGAUAUAAAACAGAAAAGCAGCAAAUUCUAGCAUUUUGAGAAGCAAGAGGAAACCAGGAAUAUUUGACAUUUUCACCCCGAAAAACGACUUAAACAGUAACUUGAUCAUCAAACUGCUCGAUUGACGGCUUGCUUCCCGGCGACUUAUUGUUUCAGCCCUAGUGAACACAAACAUACACAGACACACACGCGGUUUCGAUAAUAACUGUAUCUCUAAUGGCUCCGCUGUGGUUGAAAUCAAUGCCACAACGGCUGCGACUGCUGACCUGUGUGUGUAGCAGGAGCUUUUUUUGAUUGACUGCUGAACCAUCAGUCAAACCUGAGUCAUCUUCUAUGAUUGUGCAGUAGAUGUUGAAAAUAAUUCCACGAAGGCUCGAUUGGCUGAACUUUGCGACAUUUUCUCCUAAAUUCCUGUGACUUCUCCGUUUUUUUUGUUUGUUUGUUUUUUUCUGCUGUUGGAUUUUUAUUUUGGAGUUGUUUAUUUUCUGCAUGUUUUACUUGAAUGGCUGCCACGUUUUGACCUCAUAAGCUUGAUCUCUUUAAUUGCCUUGUCUUUCUUGCAGUGGGUGUUAUUGUUUCGAGGUAGCUGGCUUACAAUUUGAGUUUCUCUCGCAAUGUAAUAGGUUUUGCUAUUUAUAUGUUGUUUAUUUGUUACCAAAUAUGUGCUGGUUUUCAUCACACAGUCGGCGUCUCUUGGGAUGAUUUCUAGUAGAGUCAGCUCUACCUCUCCUCACUUUUCACCGUUUGUUUUAAACCUACUGCAAACCAUUCAUCCAGUAGUAGUUUUAAUUUUCUAACAAAGACAUCAUACUUUAAAUGGUCAAACAGUGUGUAAAAAAUGCGAACAGCCGCAACAUGGCUUUUAUGUGUAGUUUUUUAUCAUUAACUAUAUAUAGAUGUCUUAUAAAAAUCACAGAAUCAGAAUUUUCUAAGAGAAAACUGAAGAAAACAUGAAAAGAAGUUGUUGGGUUUUGUUUUUUUUUACUAAACCUGAAAAGAAAAUUCUGACAUUGAAUCACUAUGAGCAGGUUAUUGUCAGUUAUAGUGUAGCUGUAAUGUACAAACUGUCAUGGUAUGUUAUUCCCUUAUGUGAGCCUAACACAGGCCUUAUAGAUUUAAACAUGUUGUAUUUUUGUAUUACAGUAAUUUGCUAUCUGUUUACAUUUGGUAUGAUUUGAGAAACAUCUUUAUGUGUGUGUUUUAUAAGUCUCUGAUUUGAUUAAGAUCCCCCCCUUGUGCCUCUUUUAUAAGUAGAGCAUUGAUGUGCUUGAGUACAUGGGUCUGUGCUAUUGGUAGUUGUUCCUGGGUGUUUGUUUAUUGUUACUUAAUUAAAGAUAGACUGCCAUGUAGAUCCACUUUGUCUGAACAUUGCAACUGGAAGCAACAUACUGUGAUAGUGGCUGAUAAACUGAGACAAGCGUGUACUUCUAACAUCAAAACUUGCUUGGAACUUGCAUCAAAUUGUUCCCUUCAAAGUCACAAUGGGCUGAGAUCUUUGGAUGAAAACAGUGUGUAUAGCAAAACUUGGCGUCUGUGGGCAUUACCAAUGCCUUCUUAAGUAGCCAACAGCACUCAGUGCCAUGAAAACACACAUUCACUGUAUCUAUUCUACAUGAACAUGCACUAUAACUGGAUUUCCUUGGUGGACCAAAAGAAAUAGAGCACUUUUGUUUGAAAAGGGUUUUUUCUUUGAUCUUUCUAUGUUGUGAUAAUGCAGAUGUCCUUUUAUUUGAUGUGUCCUAGAAGGAUGUGAUUAGCAUUGUUUAGAAUAUGUCAAUGUCUGUCUACCUCAGGGCCAGAUCAAAGCUCGAACUGGUAUCCAAUCAGGGUUGUUCUUCUUGCCAUGUGUGCAGUAAAAUCCCUCUUCAUUACAGCUUUGUAACACAGUGUGUGAAAGUGUUUUCUCAGUGUGGAUUCAGGCACAACUCUGUAUGCGUCAGUGUUCGGUGGCAUGGUUAAAAAAAGAAUAAAACAAGUUACUAUUUUAUGCAUCUAGUCUCA
This is a messenger RNA of Chelmon rostratus (copperband butterflyfish), 4670 nucleotides long. RefSeq names its product zinc finger and BTB domain containing 16b (gene zbtb16b). The record is from RefSeq and is a predicted model, not a curated record. Gene Ontology annotation, biological process: regulation of transcription by RNA polymerase II. Bases 1 to 2232 code for a protein of 743 amino acids. NCBI's taxonomy places the organism in Eukaryota, Metazoa, Chordata, Actinopteri, Chaetodontiformes, Chaetodontidae. Gene Ontology annotation, molecular function: DNA-binding transcription factor activity, RNA polymerase II-specific; RNA polymerase II cis-regulatory region sequence-specific DNA binding; protein binding. The transcript has 9 exons. Gene Ontology annotation, cellular component: nucleus.